Morone saxatilis (striped sea-bass) is the source of this 305-nucleotide messenger RNA. Its product is annotated as acyl-CoA-binding protein-like. The transcript has 3 exons. Gene Ontology annotation, biological process: fatty acid metabolic process. The record is from RefSeq and is a predicted model, not a curated record. Bases 1 to 222 code for a protein of 73 amino acids. NCBI's taxonomy places the organism in Eukaryota, Metazoa, Chordata, Actinopteri, Moronidae. Gene Ontology annotation, molecular function: fatty-acyl-CoA binding.
AUGGUAGUCGAGCUGUCCUCUCUUCUGCAGGCUAAAUUUGACACAGCAGCAGCUGAGGUGAAGCAGCUGAAGGCGAAGCCGGCAGAUGAGGAGAUGCUGCAGGUCUACUCCCUGUUCAAGCAGGCCUCUGUGGGCGAUGUCAACACAGAUCGUCCAGGGAUGUUUGACUUCACUGGGAAAGCUAAAUGGGACGCCUGGGAGAAGCAGAAAGGUACACGUUGAGUCAUGUAGAUGGUUCUGUCCUUAAAGUCUUUUCCUUCACAAGGGAGACUUUAUUGAUACCAAUGCCAUUAUUGAUUCUGCUU